Messenger RNA from Dreissena polymorpha, 6456 nucleotides. RefSeq lists its product as uncharacterized. The record is from RefSeq and is a predicted model, not a curated record. The transcript has 39 exons. Gene Ontology annotation, molecular function: zinc ion binding; protein binding; ubiquitin-protein transferase activity. Gene Ontology annotation, biological process: protein ubiquitination. Bases 460 to 6000 code for a protein of 1846 amino acids. NCBI's taxonomy places the organism in Eukaryota, Metazoa, Mollusca, Bivalvia, Myida, Dreissenidae. Gene Ontology annotation, cellular component: cytoplasm.
ACAAACGAAUGUUCGCUAUUUAAAUGUAGUUGAAUUAUAUGCAUUGCAAUGCUUUAACUCACACUUUGGGCGAUACAUGCCUUUGUUAAAGGCAUACAACUUGAUCAUGUUAAAAAUUAAAUAAGGAUAACGCAUAACUCACCAGUAUCUCAAUUAAAAAACCUGUAUAUUAUAAUAUAAACGACCUUGUUAAAUUUAGUGUUUACCUUAAUCGCGUGCGAUUUGAAAACAUCGAUAACUUCUUGCUAGGAUUGAUAAUUAAACGACUACCUUCACUAGACAAGGAAGUAAAAUACAAGGGUUUUACCACAGUAACAUUUAGUAUAUGGAAAUCGAAACAAGCAUUAUGCGCGUUAAACGCUUAUCAAAACACUUCUGCAAACGACCCAAGAAAGCAUUUGGAUUACGUGAAUGGUAUGUACGCGCCGUCGGAUUCACAUAUAAGUCAUUCAGCAGAAGAUGGCGAUGUUAAUAGAGGGUGUCCGAGUGGUCAGAGGUCCAGACUGGAGCAAGGGAGACGAGGAUGGAGGUGAAGGUCACGUGGGUACAGUCACAGACGACAAUGAGGACAAUACGGUAGAAGUCCAAUGGGACAUGGGCAACAGUGGCACGUAUAACACGGGCAAAGGCGGGAAACAUGACCUGCGUGUACUCGAUAGCUCUCCCGUCGGUCAGAAGCAUUCCGGAAAGAAGUGUAAUGGGUGUGAUGCCAAUGACUUCUGUGGCACCCUGUGGGCAUGCAUAGGAUGCUCCGGGGUGUGUCUCUGCAACAGCUGUUACUGUAAAGACAAGCACGACAUCACUCACCCCUUCAAACGUGUGGACAUUCCCAGCUUGAGCGGCACUGAGGUGAAGAAGCGUUCAAUUAGCAACAAACUGCGAGCAUUGGGUAUCUUCAGUGGAGCAAAGGUGAAGCGUGGAGUGGACUGGAACAGUGGCGACCAGGACGGUGGCGAUGGCAAGAUAGGAACUGUGACCGAAGUGUUUAACUUUGCAAGCACCGCUGAAAAGGAUGGUGUGAAAGUUACCUGGCCAAACAAGCAGAACAACUCCUAUCGCCUGGGCUUUCGAGGCAAAGUAGAUGUUCAGUGUGUGGAGGAGAUGCCGGGAAUGGACUACUACAGGGACCAUCUGUUUGUUCUGAGUACCAUCGAUCUUCAGCCACCUCCAAUUCCUGCUCGAUAUAAAACAGCAGAUACAGCAAAAUCUGGAAGUUCUUCCUCGAGUGGUGGAGCCAAACCAAGCUCAACCGGGGAUUCCCGCCCUCCACCGCCUGAAAAGAAAUCUAAACUGCAGGUAGGCGACAAAGUGUGUGUCGCCAUACCUGAGUCAACAUUGAAGGAGCUACAAAGGGGACAUGGAGGUUGGAGCUUACGCAUGGCGGAUUGCAUCGGGCGACAAGGAACUGUGCAGAAAUUCGAGGAUAACGGAGACUGUGUAAUUAAAUAUGAUGACCGAGAGUACAGAUUCAACUGCGGAGCACUUCGCAAAGUUCCAAAUCUUAGUAUUGGUGACACGGUGUGCGUCAUUGACAACGCGGAGAGAGUUCAAGCUCUCCAGAAGAAGCAUGGCGGAUGGAAUCCUGAUAUGUCCGAGGUACUCGGAAAAGUGGGGAAGGUAGUUAAAAUAGACUCCGAUGGAGAUGUGGCCGUUGCGUUUGGCAACAAAGCAUGGGUCUUUAAUCCGGCCUGUUGUGAUCCAGCCCCGGGUCAGAAGGUUUACGAGAUUGCCGGAACAGAACCUAGUGGAAGGAGUGAAACAUCAGGUGGCGGCAGAGGGCAGGCAAGUGGUGGACCCAGUGGGGGCAAAGCGGGCGUCGCCGACGAUGACGAGGUGGACAAAGCCGCCGAGGCGUUCGCUCACUUGUUCGCACAACUAUUCCUGCAACCUGCUCAGACUGCGAUCGGCCCGCAUACCCUUGUCCAAGCCGCAGCAAACAAUGACGCAAAGUCCGUGCUGGCCAUUUUGCAGAAAAAGCCAGAUUUGGUGGAUGCCCGUUUCAAAGGCCUGACUGCUUUGAUAAUUUCGAGCCACGAAGGCCACAAGCAAGUGGUGCAGAUCUUGUUGGCGGCCAAACCUGACCUAAAUCUUCGAGAAGAAAAGGGCAACACCGCUCUUAUGGCCGCUCUGAUGAAGAAACGCGAGGAAGUAGGACUGUUGCUAAUUAAAGCCGGAGCAGACAUUAAUCUCUGGAACCAAAUGGGACGCACAGCUAUACACUUUGCCGCAGCGAACGAAGCAAACACGGUGCUGCGAGAAUUGUUGAGUAGAAAGGCAAACCAUAAUAGACAGGACCUAGCUGGCGAUACACCGUUACACGACGCCAUAUUAAACAAAAACAACUCUGGUGCAUCAUUUCUUGUCGGCGACCAAACCGUAAAUUUGACACUGGCCAACAAAAAAGGACACACUCCUUUGACUCUGGCUGCCAUGAAAGACGACGAAAUGACGGUGGAACGCAUACUGGCCCGCUCGCCUGAACUGAAAGACGUCAGUAAACCCGAUGAUGGAAACACUGCUCUUCAUGUAGCCGCUGUCAACGACAAUACGAGCGUUAUAAAGAUUCUUAUCAAAAAAAAGGCUAAUGUAAACGCCGCAACCAACCAAAGGUACACGCCCCUUCAUUUGGCAUGCCAUCAAGGACAUACUGAUUCAGUUCAAUUGCUUAUAGAUGCUGGUGCCAGUAUAAAUGCAGUAGACGAAGAUGGCGACACACCUCUACACAAUUGCAUUAUGGGCAGGAGGUCGGUUGGAGAACAAGAAAGGCUUGCACAACUGCUACUGGGGAUGCGCCUUAACAACCAGGCGGAGAUGAAGGAGCGCACAGAUCUGGCGUGCUACUUGAUACAAAACGGAGCCAGCGUUCAGGUGACCAACAAGAAGGGACGAACACCUCUACAGUGCUGCUCUGACGAUCAUAUGAGAAGCGCUAUUAAGAGUUUUGCCGAUAGGCACGGUGGUGGUCGCGCGGGAGCAUCCGGUGGUGCUGGUGGAGGAAAAACAGCUACUGACGCACUUUUGGAGCUGCUCAUGGCUGCCAUGCCGUCGCCAUGCCCCGGAUGCAGGCAGAGACAGGUAGACACAACGUUCCUACCAUGUAGGCACCGCGUGGUUUGCCGCAACUGCGCCUUUCGGGUGCGAGACUGCCCUAAAUGCAGCAUUCCUAUUUUGGAGCGUUUAGAUCCAGAAUGUGCAAGAAUGGAUGAAUCUUCCUCCACUGCAAUAAAUGUCGAGGGAUUCCGCGUGGUCAGAGGUCCAGACUGGAGUAAAGGGGACGAGGACGGGGGCGAAGGUCACGUGGGUACUGUCGAAGUCGAAAACUACAAUGGCACUGUGACUGUACAAUGGGACAUGGGAAACACGGGCACGUAUUUUACGGGCGCCGACAGGAAAUACGAACUAAUAGUUCUAGACAGUGCUCCAGCUGGAAUAGAACACGUGAGCAGGUCCUGCGAUGCGUGCGAGGCACCGGUUAUAUAUGGAACGCUCUGGCUGUGCCGGGAAUGUAACAGUUGUUACAUGUGCAACAGCUGUUACAGCUUUGAUCAUCACGAUAUCACACAUCCUUUUACACGAGUAGAUAGACCUACAUGUAACGGGGUCGCAGUUGACAAGAGGUCAACAAGCACUAAGAUACGAUCAAUGGGCAUAUUUGUGGGAGCAGUGGUUAGGAAAAGAGAAGAUGUAAGAUUAGCUGCGGAAUUGGGGACGGUGACGGAAGUUAUCUCCGUGGAGGAUGGUGAUAAAAGCGACGCUGUGAACGUCACGUGGCAGGAUGGCAGUACAAGCACAUGCAUGGUGGGGUUCCAAGGCAAGGUCGACUUGGUGUGCGUGGAAGAGAUGCCUGGACUGGAGUAUUAUAAGGAUCAUUUGGCUGUAUUAGACACUACUUCGUCGUCCGAAACAUCAUUAAACGCUGGCUCUCAGGCAGAGGACGUGAAACCCAAAUCUAAGCCGAUUUCUCAUAAACCUAAACCAAAACUUGGAGACACGGUUUGUGUGGCUGUUCCAGAAACGACAAUAAAGGAACUGCAGUGGGGUCAUGGGGGCUGGAACAAAGAAAUGAACCGUUACAUUGGAAAGUAUGGAAAGCUGACUCAUAUAGAGAAAAAUGGCGACUAUGUAAUCGACUACAAUGGCACGAAGUUCCGGUUUAACCCGGACGCUAUCAAAAAGGUUCCAAGUCUAAAAUUUGGAGACAAAGUGAAGAUUAUUGACGAUGCACAAAAAGCACAGGUGCUUCAGCAAGCACACGGCGGAUGGACCACUGAAUACGGGGAGACCCUUGGCAAAAUUGGUCAAGUUGUCAUAAUAGAUACAGAUGGCGAUGUGGCGGUCGAAUUCGGCGAUACUGCCUUUGUAUUCAACGCCGCGUGCUGUGAACCGGUAACAGAACCAAUGAUUGAUCGAAUUGAUGUUAAUAAUAGCAUUACAAGUCAGCUAGAACGAAACAACUCUGAUAGAAACCAGAGAAUGGAGAAUGAGAUAAAUACGGGUCGUAAUACACGGGGAGGAGAACUUGCAAGAGCUGAUCCUCUGGCGGCUUCGUUAGAAGAAAGCCUACGCGGUAUGCACGAGAUACUACAGAGCUUGGCCAGUUUGUCUCAAGAGUUAAUGCAUGAUAUGUUAAACCCAUCGGCAGCACACAUGGGCAUAAUGCUAUUGAUGCAUGCAGCGGCCGCAAACGAUAUUGCCAUGUUAACCCAUAUUCUUCAAAAUCAUCCAGAACUGGUGAAUGCCAAACAUCAGGGUCUGACCGCACUUACAAUUGCGAGUCAUGAGGGGCACACACGUGUAGCAGAGUUGCUUCUUGCAGCCGGUGCUGAUGUUAACCUCGCCGACGAUAAAGGUCACACGGCGUUAAUGACUGCUUCUUCGAGAAGUAGGGAAGAAAUAGCCAUGCUUCUGAUUCGAUCCGGUGCUGACAUAAGUAUGCGGAAUAAAGCCGGAAGAAGCACUCUUCAUUUCUGUGCUAGUGGGCAAGCAAAUAACGUGUUGGAAGUUCUGCUGCAGCAAACGGCGGACCUUAACGUGCAGGAUGGUAUUCGAGGUGACACACCACUACAUAUUGCAAUAUCAGCAGAAAAUACAGACGGAGCUUUAAUGCUUCUAGCAGAACAAACAAUUCAGUUAGACAUUCCUAACAAGACAGGCCAUACCGCUUUAACGCUAGCAGUAAUGAAGGGGAAUGAACGAAUCGUUAAAGCCAUUAUUGACAAAUCCCCUGACCUGACGAUAUCACACACCACUGUCGGUGGAUUUAAUGUUUUGCACAUUGCUGCAGUCAACGAUCAUUCAGGGGUUAUACAGAUACUACUACAGGCAAAUGCUGAUGUUAACAAGCUUAGUGAACAGGAUCUUAUUCCAUUACAUCUAUCAUGCACGGAAGGCUACUUUAAAAGCUCAAAAGUACUUUUAGAAGCAGGGUCUCAAGUAAAUGCACAGGACAAAGAAGGAAAUACGCCAAUGCAUCUGUGUGUGUCGCAAAUGAGAAAAACAGGAUCCCCGAUGUCUAUGAUGCAUAUGCUGCUUAGACGUGGAGAUAAACUAACAAAGGAGAUAAAAGAACGCAUCGAGUUGGGAUGUCUUCUUAUAAACCAUGGCGCGAGCAUCCAAGUCACAAAUAAAGACGGCCUCAAGCCUUUACAAGUGUGCAGACACGAUCAUAUGAAGAAUGUCCUGCUUACUUGUUCAGAAAUGCAAUCUGUCAAUAUUCAACGAUUUAGUCCGAAUAUUGGAAUUCCGCUACGAAGACAAGAAACAAACCUUUUUGUUAGAGUAUCCACACGGAUAUCGACGCGUUGUGCUAACUGUAAGGAGAGAAUAGUUGACUUAAUACUCCACCCAUGUAAUCACCUUGCUGUUUGUGGCGCAUGCGCUUGCACUUUAUCCAUAUGUCCUGUGUGCGGUGAUAAAAUCGAGGGUUGCUUUGAUCGAGAUGGGAACAAUGUGACCGGGCUAAAUACCAGUUCGGAAAAGAAUGCAUGCAGCAUUUGCUGAUACACACUGAAACAAAUGUGGCAUAAAUUCCCCCGCCGCAUAAUGCAGUUAAUGACACAUGUAUCACGAUUGGCUUUCAGUGUUGAUCAAUGGCGUUUGGCGUCAAUGCGAGGAUAUCUUUAAAUGACAGGACAUCAUAUAUAACUGCCCACAAAAUCAGCUCAAGUUUACGAUUUCAAACUGUUUCAGAAUUACUAGCACUGCCAUUACUAUUGCAAUUAGAGAAUUACUCAAACCUUGAGCAUCAAAUAUAUACUAGUAUUGUGAAAAUGAGCUUUGUUUCUAAGUUGAUAAAAAUAAGCGUUGUUUCUAAAUUGAUAAAAACUCUCUUACAAUGAUUUAAUAUUUGUCUUUGUAUAUUUUUGAAAUUUGUUGUUUUUGUUUUUAAAAUAUUUUUUAAGACGAUUAACAUAAUCGAAUUUGGAAUAUAUGUCUAAGGUACACUGUCAGUGCUAU